Molecule: messenger RNA, 615 nt
Organism: Spodoptera littoralis (African cotton leafworm)
Lineage: Eukaryota; Metazoa; Arthropoda; Insecta; Lepidoptera; Noctuidae
Source: the annotation of a GenBank genome assembly
AUGCCGAAGUACGUUGUCCACUAUUUCAACGGAAAGGGAUUGGGCGAGCCCAUCCGUUUGUUGCUGGCUUAUGGAGGCGAGGAUUUUGAAGACCACCGCGUCUCUCCCAAGGACUGGCCAGAAUAUAAGAAAAAUACUGUUUUUGGACAAAUGCCAAAUCUCGAUAUUGAUGGCAAGAAGUACGCUCAGAGCAUUGCCAUCUGCCGUUACCUUGGCAACAAGUACGGCCUGGCUGGAGACACCCCUGAGGAAGCCCUGGAGAUCGACCAGUUCGUCGACCUCCUCGUUGAUUUUCGUCUAAAAGCUGCAAUCGUAACUUAUGAAAAAGAUGAGAAAUUAAAGGAACAGAGAUAUGAGGAAUAUAGCAAAGACGUGUUUCCUGAACAAUUGGACAGAUUCAACGACAUCAUUGAAAAGAACAAUGGACACUAUGCUCUCGGAAAGUUGACAUGGGCUGAUUUCGUCUUUGCUGGAUUUUUCGACUCCAUUAAGUUCAUCGUACGAAUUCCUGACUUGGAGAAGAAGUACCCAGCCUUCCAGCGAGUUAUAGACCAUGUAUACUCCAUCCCCAAAGUCAAGGCAUACGCUGAUGCCCUAGGCCCUACGGAAUUCUAA